This is a messenger RNA of Trichomonas vaginalis G3, 861 nucleotides long. Its product is annotated as trafficking protein particle complex subunit 10 (TRAPPC10) family. The transcript has a single exon. Lineage: Eukaryota; Parabasalia; Trichomonadida; Trichomonadidae. The record is from RefSeq and is a predicted model, not a curated record. The coding region runs from base 1 to 861 and encodes 286 amino acids.
AUGCUGAUAGAUCAACCAUCGCCUCAAAAGAAAUCCAGUUUUUCAAUGACUUUUCGCGAAGGUCCAAAUAAACUCGGAUUUUUCGUUCCAUUUCAGUUAAUUUCAUCAAAUUUCAAUGAACAGAUUAUAUUUGUAGGAUCUGUAUAUAAUGAAGGCAAAUCUCGUAGUUUUACAGGCGUUUUUGACUUAAAUGUACUUACACCUUUCAGUAUGGUAACAAUGACAGAAGCAAUAAACGAUACAAACCUUCUUCUUAAAGUAACCAUUACAAAUAAUGCAGAAUUCGAACUCAGAGAUAUUUAUUUAGAAAUUACUCCAACUCCUAACUUUAUUUUCAAAGAAUCGUGUCUAAAGAUAGCUGACGUGAUGGAGCCAAAUGGUAUCAACUCAUCUGUCUUCGAAAUCGAAAGACAAGGAAAUGAAAUUUUAAAUGCAACAGAAAUAGGAAAUCUCAAGGUUAAAUUCAUGUUAAAUAGUUCUAAAUACGAAUACAAUCAUUUUACUCCUAUUAUUACUGAAGCAAUUAGUAAAAGAAAUUCUCCAAUUUUAUUUAAAUGGAUGAACUAUGACGAUGUCCAAUCAGUCCUCCAAGGAUUCACAGUAGACCUUGAAGUAACAAAUUCUUGCAAUGAAGAAAGGUCUUUUGUCAUUCAAAUCGCUACAGAUACAACAAAUCUUAUGCCAAGCGGUAUUUCUUCGUUUAACGUUGAGAAACUUCCUUCCAAAGCAAAAACAACUCUCCAAGUCAAUCUUAUGGCAUUAAAACGCGGAUUUUUCGUAUUUCCGAGAAUAUUUGUUCAAGGGCUUCCUGAAGGAGAUUUUACUGUAGAAAUACAAAAUGGAAUCAUGGCAACAGACUAA